This is a messenger RNA of Acytostelium subglobosum LB1, 603 nucleotides long. RefSeq lists its product as hypothetical. NCBI's taxonomy places the organism in Eukaryota, Evosea, Eumycetozoa, Acytosteliales, Acytosteliaceae. The transcript is spliced from 2 exons. The record is from RefSeq and is a predicted model, not a curated record. Bases 1 to 603 code for a protein of 200 amino acids.
AUGAUGUUCAAGGAGAGAAUGGACCAGAUGUCAAACAUAAAGGAACAACUGAUACAACAUCAACAACAGUUGCAAGACACACAGCAUCGUCUGGAUGAACAACAGGCUCAAUUUAAUGAACGUGAACAAGGAAUAACACAAAGAGAACAAGAUAUUACACAGCGUGAACAUGGAAUCAAUGAGCGCGAACAAGGCAUCACACAGAGAGAGAAUACAAUUGUUGAGAAGGAGAGAGCAAUCGAACAAAGACAACAGAGUGUGGAAGAACGUGAGGAUGAUCAACUGAAGAGCAUGGAGCAGCGAGAGUUGCAGCUCAGACAGUCCGAGUCUGCGAUGGAGCAGGCCAACCAACAAUUACAACACCAGCAGUUGCAGUUGCAGCUGCAACAGAAAGAGGUUGCUGAUGCUGCUGCUUCUGCGGCUGCCGAGCAACCAGGCCGACAGAUCAAGGAGAAUGAAAACAUCGGCAUUGUAUUACUACAACUUAACAAGGUCUCAGAAGCAUUGACUGGCAUGUUAACAACACAAGAUGAGUCUACGUUACAGUUUGACAAGCUUGCCCAAUUGAUGGCGGGCGCGAUGGAAAGAAAUGGAGAUGAGUGA